CCGACGUCAGCAGCCGAAUGGCAACAUUGUGGCGAUGCUGAGGCUUAGAGUUUAGAAGACGAAUCCAUCCGUCAGGCCGAUCCUGGGCAUUCGGCAGCAGGAGGAGCAGAGACAGGGAGAUCGGCCUGGGCGAGCUGCGGGGACGCACACACCGCCAGCCGGACCCCGCGGGACCGCGCCUCCUCGGCAGAGCGCGGCAUACGCAGCCCCACGGCCUCGCGUGGGGGGCGGCGGGCGGCCGCGAGGCGCUGCCGCAGCGCGGGGCUUGUAAACAGAUCCGGCCGCACGUGACCAUGUGAACUACCUGCUCCUGGGACGCGUAUUGUCCUUCCCGAGAGCAGCGCCACAAAGGAGCUCAGCGGUCCGAGUGUGGGGGGACCGGCGAGCGAGCGCGGAGAGCCGGCCGGCGCGCUAAGAUGGCUGAAGGCGCCCGGCGAGGGUGAGCGGGGGGCGCGGCGCAGCCAGCCGGGGAGUCCUCGGGCGGGCAGGGCCGGCGGCCCUCCUCCGCGGCCCCAAGCCGGAGCCACCAUGUCGUUCGCGCUGGAGGAGACGCUCGAGUCGGACUGGGUGGCUGUGCGGCCCCAUGUGUUCGACGAGCGCGAGAAGCACAAGUUUGUGUUUAUUGUGGCCUGGAACGAGAUCGAGGGCAAGUUUGCUAUAACCUGCCACAACCGGACGGCCCAGAGGCAGAGAAGCGGCUCCCGGGAGCAGGCCGGGGCGCGGGGGGGCGCCGAGGCCGGCGGACCUGCGUCGGACGCGAGCCGCGGGCCGGGCAGCCCGGCGGGCAAGGGCCGGCCCGAGGCCAUUGCCUCUGCGACUCCCGUCAAGAGCCCCGGGCCCCGGCGGAACCCGGCCUGGGCAGAGGGCGGCUCUCCGCGGAGUACGCGAAGCUUUCGGGGAGACCCGUUGCUGCGGACUCCGGGCGGGAAAGGAGGGGAGAGUUCUCUCAGAAGCCCCGUGCGGGCCAAGCCCAGCCCGGCCCGGAGAGCAUCUGAAGCCAGGGAUGCAGCGGGGACUGCCGCUGCGGCAGCCCGGCCAGCAUCCAGAGAAGCUCCGGUGUCCUCCGUGCGGGUAGUGAGCGCCUCUGGGGCCGUCUCCGAGGAGAUCGAGGUGCUGGAAAUGGUGAGGGAGGACGAGGCGCCCCUGGCGGACGCGGAGCAGCCGCCGCCCGCCGCCGAGCUGGAGUCUCCCGCCGAAGAGUGCAGCUGGGCCGGACUCUUCUCCUUUCAGGACCUGCGCGCCGUGCACCAGCAGCUGUGCUCCGUGAACUCGCAGCUGGAGCCGUGCCUGCCGGUGUUCCCAGAGGAACCCUCGGGCAUGUGGACUGUGCUGUUCGGGGGCGCCCCCGAGAUGACCGAGCAGGAGAUAGACACCUUGUGUUACCAGCUCCAGGUCUACCUGGGCCACGGCCUGGACACCUGCGGCUGGAAGAUCCUCUCCCAGGUGCUCUUCACCGAGACCGACGAUCCCGAGGAGUAUUAUGAAAGCCUCAGCGAGCUGAGGCAGAAGGGCUACGAAGAAGUGCUUCAGCGGGCUAGGAAGCGCAUCCAGGAGCUCUUGGAUAAGCACAAGAAUAUAGAGAGCAUGGUGGAGCUUCUGGACUUGUAUCAGAUGGAAGACGAAGCCUACAGCAGCCUCGCGGAAGCUACAACUGAGCUCUAUCAGUAUUUACUACAGCCAUUCCGAGACAUGAGAGAACUUGCCAUGCUACGAAGACAGCAGAUCAAGAUUAGCCUAGAAACUGUGUACGAUCGAAUGCGAGCAGAUCAGAAGAAAUUUGGUAAAGCAUCAUGGGCAGCAGCUGCUGAACGUAUGGAAAAACUCCAGUAUGCAGUUUCUAAGGAGACUUUGCAGAUGAUGAGAGCUAAAGAGAUCUGCUUGGAACAGAGGAAACAUGCACUGAAGGAAGAGAUGCAGAGUUUGCAGGGUGGUACAGAAGCUAUAGCCCGAUUGGAUCAGUUAGAAGCUGAUUAUUAUGAUCUGCAACUUCAGUUGUAUGAAGUACAGUUUGAAAUCUUGAAGUGUGAAGAGCUACUAUUGACAGCACAACUAGAAAGCAUCAAAAGACUUAUAUCGGAAAAGAGAGAUGAAGUGGUGUACUAUGACACUUACGAAAGUAUGGAGGCAAUGCUGGAGAAGGAGGAGAUGGCAGCGUCUGUGUACUUACAGAGAGAAGAGCUGCAGAAACUUCAGCAGAAAGCACGCCAGCUGGAAGCAAGACGAGGACGGGUUUCAGCUAAAAAAGCAUACCUCAGAAAUAAAAAGGAAAUUUGUAUUGCAAAACACAAUGAAAAAUUCCAACAGCGCACUCGGAGUGAAGAUGAAUAUAGAACUCAUCAUACAGUACAACUAAAAAGAGAAAAAUUACAUGAUGAAGAAGAAAGAAAAAGUGCCUGGGUUAGCCAAGAGAGACAGAGAACGCUGGAUAGACUUAGAACGUUUAAACAGAGGUAUCCUGGGCAAGUUAUACUUAAAUCAACCAGAUUACGACUGACUCAUGCAAGAAGAAAAAGUGUAUUAAGUCCUGUUCCCCGCGAGGAUCAGUGUGACUCUCUACCAGGAGUGUUACAAGUAGAAGAGAAAACUGACGAAGUCGGAGAAGGAAGAAGCAAGCUUGGGUCACCACAGACAACAAAACCCCAGAGCCUUGCACAACUUGAAGACUCCUCAUUAGCACAACUUGAAGCCACUUCAUUACCUCUCAGUGGUGUUACCUCUGAACUGCCUCCCACUGUAUCUCUUCCACUUAUGAAUAACAACCUUGAACCAUGUUCUGUUACCAUAGAUCCACUCCCACCACCUCGUCCUCCAACGCCACCUCCUCCCCCGCCGCCACCUCCUCCCCCACCGCCCCCACCUCUACCUGUUGCUAAGGACAGUGCCCCAGAGACACUGGAGAAAGAUCUGCCUAGAAAGGAGGGGACUGAGAAGAGGAUCCCAAAGUCUGCCAGUGCCCCUUCAGCACACCUCUUUGACAGCAGCCAGCUGGUCAGUGCCCGGAAGAAGCUCAGAAAGACAGCUGAAGGUUUGCAAAGGAGGAGAGUGAGCUCACCCAUGGAUGAGGUGCUAGCUUCCUUGAAGCGUGGUAGUUUUCACCUGAAAAAGGUUGAACAGCGAACUCUGCCUCCUUUUCCUGAUGAAGAUGAUAGUAAUAAUAUCUUGGCACAGAUAAGAAAAGGGGUAAAAUUGAAGAAGGUACAGAAAGAGGUGUUGAGAGAAUCAUUCACACUUCUGCCCGAUACAGACCCUCUCACACGCAGCAUCCAUGAAGCUCUUAGAAGAAUUAAAGAAGCAUCCCCCGAGUCAGAGGAUGAAGAGGAGGCUUUGCCUUGCACAGACUGGGAGAACUAACAAGCAACAAAAAGAAGAAAAAUACCUACAGUUGAAGAUCGGUUCUG
This is a messenger RNA of Propithecus coquereli (Coquerel's sifaka), 3398 nucleotides long. RefSeq names its product junction mediating and regulatory protein, p53 cofactor (gene JMY). NCBI's taxonomy places the organism in Eukaryota, Metazoa, Chordata, Mammalia, Primates, Indriidae. Gene Ontology annotation, biological process: Arp2/3 complex-mediated actin nucleation; 'de novo' actin filament nucleation; intrinsic apoptotic signaling pathway by p53 class mediator. Bases 529 to 3351 code for a protein of 940 amino acids. The record is from RefSeq and is a predicted model, not a curated record. The transcript is spliced from 11 exons. Gene Ontology annotation, cellular component: cytoplasm; nucleus. Gene Ontology annotation, molecular function: transcription coactivator activity; actin binding; Arp2/3 complex binding.